Messenger RNA from Corythoichthys intestinalis (scribbled pipefish), 2711 nucleotides. It is a transcript of the gene prmt1, whose product is annotated as protein arginine methyltransferase 1. The transcript is spliced from 10 exons. The record is from RefSeq and is a predicted model, not a curated record. Bases 123 to 1169 code for a protein of 348 amino acids. Gene Ontology annotation, molecular function: protein-arginine N-methyltransferase activity. Gene Ontology annotation, biological process: peptidyl-arginine methylation. Gene Ontology annotation, cellular component: nucleus. NCBI's taxonomy places the organism in Eukaryota, Metazoa, Chordata, Actinopteri, Syngnathiformes, Syngnathidae.
UUAAAGAUUUUGAGUCCCACUCAAGACACAAGGUAACGAAGAAGAGUGGAAGCCGCUUUCUUUGGUUGCGCAAGAAGGACUUGUACUCUAUUCGAGCUCGCGCAGUCAGGCACAAGAUCGAAAUGGCGGCGCCAGCGGAGAGGAUGGAGGUUUCUCAGGGGGAAAACGUGGCAAAGCCUGCUGCUGAAGAUAUGACGUCAAAGGAUUAUUACUUUGACUCGUAUGCUCACUUUGGCAUCCAUGAGGAGAUGCUCAAGGAUGAGGUCCGGACUCUGACCUACCGCAACUCAAUGUUCCACAAUAAGCAUCUGUUUAAAGACAAGGUGGUGCUGGAUGUGGGCAGCGGCACGGGUAUCCUCUGCAUGUUUGCUGCGAAGGCCGGAGCCAAGAAAGUUAUAGGGAUUGAGUGCAGCAGUAUCUCAGACUACGCUGUGAAAAUAGUAAAGGCUAACAAGAUGGAUGAUGUGGUAACUAUUAUCAAAGGGAAGGUAGAAGAAGUGGAUCUACCUGUGGAUGGAGUCGAUAUCAUCAUAUCUGAGUGGAUGGGCUACUGCCUUUUCUAUGAGUCCAUGCUCAAUACAGUUAUCUAUGCUCGUGACAAAUGGCUGAAGCAAGACGGGCUCAUUUUCCCAGACAGGGCAACCCUUUACGUGACCGCAAUUGAAGACAGGCAGUACAAGGACUACAAAAUCCACUGGUGGGAGAAUGUGUACGGAUUUGACAUGUCAUGUAUCAAGGAGGUGGCCAUUAAGGAACCCCUGGUCGAUGUAGUGGACCCCAAGCAGCUGGUCAGCAGCGCUUGUCUCAUCAAGGAGGUGGAUAUAUACACGGUGAAGCCAGAAGAUUUAACCUUCACAUCACCAUUCUGCUUGCAAGUAAAAAGGAAUGAUUACAUCCACGCUCUUGUUACCUACUUCAACAUCGAGUUCACCAGCUGCCACAAGCGGACCGGCUUUUCCACCAGUCCGGAGUCCCCAUACACCCAUUGGAAGCAGACAGUCUUCUACCUGGAUGAUUACCUGACUGUCAAGAUCGGGGAAGAGAUCUCGGGCACUAUCAGCAUGAAGCCGAAUGUCAAAAACAAUAGAGACCUGGACUUCACUGUAGAUCUCGCCUUCAAGGGCCAGUUGUGUGACGUGUCCAAGACGUCGGAGUACAGGAUGCGUUAGGAAUCUCGAAUCUCCCUCCGCCCUGUGUAUAGUUUGUCUUUAGAGGCUGACAAUUAUGGUUUGACAGAGAGUUCUAAAAAGCUCCCCCUGCAGCAACAUUUUAAAAGAUUAUUAUUUUUUUUGCUUAAAUGUUUGCCAUAUUUAAACAUUUUUCCGUCUUUUUGGGAGAGUGAGUUGGCAUUGAAAUUCAUUGUGCAGUAGUCAACAGUAUGCAUGUUUUGUGUCCAGUUUCUUGGGGUUCCCUUUUGUUCUUUGCACAAUAGGAGUCCGAAGACGCACACUCAUGACAAAACUGCUCGGACAGUCACGUAGGCCACUUUUGACUGUGUUGAAACUGCAAAUAUGUAGGUUGUUGGUUUUCUGUUCAAAAGAUGGCUCCUCUAAAUCCAGCGACAGUUCUGGUCGGACUAAAAUUACAUUUCAAGAGGAAUCCCAUAGUGAAGCCAUGGAUUUUAAAGUGGAGAGGCUAUCUCUAGUGCGACGGCGUAUCAGGGUCAAAGGGUGGUGGGGCAGGAACACUACAAGAAUAAAUUCAUAAUGUUACGAGAUUAAAUUGGAAAUAUUACAUGAAUAAAGAAUAGAAUAAAAUCAUAAUACUAUUAGAAAAAAGUAACAAUAUUAGUCAAAAACAUAAUAUAACGACCAGUAACGUAAUAUUUUAUGUUACAUAAUAUGUAGGGAUGCUGUAUGGCUAGCUGCUACAUACUUUACAAAGCUCUGAUCCACUUUCCUUGAACAUAAAUUGCGAGCUCAACGAAGUCUUGGUAUAAAUCUUUAUUGAUAAUAAUUUGAUAUAGAUGUGCCAAAAGAUAGAUUUCCUUAUUUGUGAAAUCGAUUGUAAAAUAAAGCCUCACGAGAUGGUCUCAAUAUUGUUCAUUUCUAUGAAGGCUGUGAUUUAGCUAAAUUAGCCGUACUGCACCAAAUAUAUAUUUUGUAACUUAGAUGCGUAAUUUAACUAUAAUCUCGUAAUGUGACUUUAUUCUCGUAAUAUUUUGAAUUCAUUUCGAUCCUAUUUUUUUCUUUGUUUUGCUCUAAUACUCUGUCAUACUGGAUAAACUGGCAUUUGAGAUCUUAAACUCUAUUUCAAUCUUGAUUGGCAGUGCCUUGUGCUCUAUAGUCCUGUAACAAACUAGGAUUUGUCCUGUUUUGUGACGUGUCCAUCGCCAAGCCAGCAGCCCUCCCCAGAUUUUUUUUUUUUUUUUUUGCAGGUUAAACAGUUCGAAAUUUUGCAAACCAAACAACACCCAAUGUUAAACUUUCUAUUGUUUUCUUAAUGGUAUGUUUUCAUUAGUGCUGGGCCCGAAAGAAGAAAAGACUGCCUGGUUCCAGCUAGUUGCACAGCUACAUGGGUGUCUUGGAGCACCUGUGUUCGAGUAUGCCUUCAUAUUUUUGUAUGAGGCUAUUUGAGUCUGUCAAAAGUGAAGUAACUGUUGGCACAGGACUGACAUGACUCACCACACUGACCUUUAUUUGGGGUUGUAUUUUGUCUGCUUUUUUUAUAUAGUGAAACUAAAUCUGUAAAUUAAACUUUUUUGCAUCAGC